Messenger RNA from Sinocyclocheilus anshuiensis, 2067 nucleotides. RefSeq lists its product as uncharacterized. Bases 129 to 2003 code for a protein of 624 amino acids. The record is from RefSeq and is a predicted model, not a curated record. The transcript is spliced from 5 exons. Lineage: Eukaryota; Metazoa; Chordata; Actinopteri; Cypriniformes; Cyprinidae.
AUCCUUUCCAGCCAUCAUCAAGGCCUCUAUCCCCAGUCUCCAAACUGUCCCCUCAGCCAAUCAUCUCUCCCGCCUCAACCUCGACCACGCCCACUGCAGGAGUUGACUUCAGUAGCUCUGCAAGUUACAUGCCCAGGUUGGAUAACUCAGCUGCCCGGCAUCGCAUGUCAGUCAAACCAAGGAACCAACGAGCCAGUACAAGGGGAAAACGAGUGCCAACGGUAUCUCUUUCUCCCAGGCAUCGUUCAGAAAGCAUCAGUGAUUUGGAUAACGUUCUGUCUGAGGAGGAAGAUGAUGAAACCAUGACAUCCACUGAGAUUGAGCACCAUUGCUUGUACUCUCUGACUUUGGAGCUAACAGAGAAACCCACCUCUCCAGAACCUACAGAAACAACUCCUGCAGCAUCAGCACAGAACCAGGAGGAGAACCCUAACAGAACUGACAUCAAUCUCCCAUCUCUGGGAGUUGAAAUCCUGAAGUCAGAAGAGUCUCUUGAAACUGAAGGGAGAGUCACCACAAACCCUCUUUAUUUGCAGCCUAUGUCCUUUGGCUUGAUCUCAUCAGGUCCAUCGUCACCUUUAGGACUUCCAGAAUCUUCUACACCACAAAGAGAAAUAGAGUCAUUAAGAGCCCAUUCACCUAUCCAGACACAUGAUAUAAACGAUAUCCAGAUUCAAACAAGUGAGAAUCAUGUGUCUGUCACAGAUAGAAACGACACCAUCCAAGAGGAAUCAACAUUUAGACUACAUCCCGUACCUCUGCCUCGCUUAAAAAAGCCUAAAAUAGAUAUAAGGAGCCCUCCGUCUCCAAAAGGAGCCGCAGAGGCUUCAAUGAAACCUUGGGAAGCUGGAGUAGAAACUGCACCCGAACUGGUUAGCAGGACGCUUAACGCUGAAGAAUUACAAUUUUUAAUUGCAUCUGCAAAGCAUCACUCCAAACCAACCACUCAGACAAAGCAGAAUGAGGGACAUUUGAAACAUUCUCCAGGAAUCAAGACCCAACCCAUCAAACCCAAUCCAGAGUUGCAGAAAGAUGAAGAGAGAGAGACAAAACCAACAGAGCUCCAGAAUCUCCUCCAUCAAACGCAAAAGACGAAGAGCAGUUUUCACAGAGAAGUACCACCUCCUAUUAUGUCCAAACCAAUAACGGGAACCAAUCUUAGGAAGGCAGAUACCACUGCAGAACAUUUGGAAACAGGGAAACUAGAGGAACCUGAAGACAGGAAGAAUGCUUUUGGGGUGCAGCUCCGCACAACCUCUCUGUCACUAAAAUAUCGCUCGGAUGUUUCCAAAAUCAAGGAUGAAACCAAACGGUACACUUUAGAGUCUAAUACAGUGACAGAAGUCUCAGAAGAGCAUGCUGGAAAAGCAGAAACCAAUUCCAAGAGUAAAACCAGCGUUCCCAAAAAACUAGAUCUACAGAAUCUGGACUCUCUGCUUGCUGCCCAAGACAAUGGAAGACCAUCUAUUCAAAAUACAGCAGGAGCAAGUAAAGAGGCUGUGUCUGAGCCGGGCUGGAUGAGUCUAGCCAGGGAGAAGACCAGAGCCUACCAGCCAUUUUUGGGCAGAUUGGCCACAAAUCAGUCACCAGUCCACCCUACAUCUCCAACGGCUCCUCCUGCGCAGCCUCCCAAACCAGCCUUACAGCCUAAAACACAGCCACUGAGCACCUCGCUUCAUCCACCGAAAGCAGCCAGCCUACAGACCUCACAGAGACCUCCGACAAAACUAGCACCUAGUGGAACAAAAGACUGGCAGGACAAAGGCAGGAACAGUACAGCAGAAGAUGACACAACAAAGAAAGCAGCAAGACUCACAACACCUAACAAUACCACAGAAGUACUUACGGUCACAUCUGAGCCUCCAGCAACCUCAUCAUCACCAACAGACGCCUCUCAGCAGCAGCAGCAGCAGCUAUGGUCAGAUGGAGCUCAGCUGUCCUGGAUGGAGCUCGCCAAGAGAAAGUCUUUAGCUUGGAAUGACAAAACGUUCGAAUUAAGCUGAGACAUUCAGUGAUAAACGGAUAAAGUGCUGCAAUACCUAAUGUUACAACGAAUGAAUGUAAUAC